CUAAAAAUCCUUCACAAUACACCUUAAACGAAACAACACAACCUCGAUUAUUCAGAUUUUGAGAAGACAUGUUAGACAUCUACCAUGAUUUCAUGAAGAGUUGUUUUCUUUUAUUUUUAAAAUUUUAUUUUUAAAGUAAUCACAAUUUGUUGAACCAUACUCUCAACGAAGAACUUCAAAACCACACUCAUACUCACACUCCCUCCCCCAACAAAACCCUUGAACAUACCAGGGGGAGAGAGACACAACAAUCCACUCACCAAAAUGGAAGACAAACCACGCCAAGAAGCCGGAUCUCCGUCACCGGCGCCGUCAAUUCCCGCCACCUCCUCCGCAAAAUCCGGCGAUUAUCCGGCGACAGAACCACCAGCUCCUCGCCGCCGAAACCAAAAGCGUAAAUCCACCAACACUUCCUCAUCAUCGGCGCCUCCGAAGCGCCACGCUCGUGAGAAAGCCGCCGCCGCAGCAGCCGCCGCUUCCGGCGGAUUCUUCUCUCUCCUUCCUCCGAUCCACAACGGUCCGUUAACCAGAGCUCGGCAGUUGUCCGAUAACAAUGCCGCCAUCUUUUCUGCUCUUAAUGCUAUGAAAGAUGAGACUUCUAUGGCUGCUGUGAACGAUUCUGCGGUUGCUGAGGGAGGUGAAGAAGCAAAAUUGGCUAAGGAAGAAUGUGAGAAGCUUCAGGCUAUGAUUGAUGCUGAGUUUGAUGAGAUUCGAACUCGUGAUUCGAGUGUUCAUGUUGUUCCUGUUGCUGCUGGUUGGUUUUCCUGGACAAAUAUUCAUUCAAUUGAGAAGCAAACACUGUUUUCUUUCUUCAACGAGAAGGUGGAAAAUCGGACUCCAGACAUCUACAAGGAGAUACGGAAUUGGAUCAUGAAGAGGUUUCAUGCCAAUCCUAGCACAAACAUUGAAUUAAAAGACCUGUCAGAGCUGUCUGUUGGGGAUUUAGAUGCAAGGCAAGAGAUUAUGGAGUUUCUAGAUCAUUGGGGUUUGAUUAACUAUCAUCCUUUUCCUCAGAAUGACCCUAAUGUUGAUGCCGAUCCAAAUACAGAUGCUGACAAGGAAGAUAAAACAGAUUCAUUAAUUGAAAAGUUGUAUCAGUUUGAACUUGAGCAAUCCUCUCCACAGUUAGUUCCAAGAGCCAACAUGUCAGCAGCAGCAGCAGUGCCAUCAGGCCUAUUUCCCGAGUCUAUUGCUGAAGAGUUGGUAAAACAAGAGGGGCCUGCAGUUGAGUAUCAUUGCAACUCUUGUUCUGCUGACUGUUCUCGCAAGCGAUACCAUUGCCAGAAGCAGGCAGAUUUUGAUUUAUGUAGUGAGUGCUAUAACAAUGGAAAAUUUGGCUCUGGCAUGUGCCCCUCUGACUUUAUUCUCAUGGAGCCUGCUGAGGCUUCGGGAUCAACUGGUGGGAAGUGGACUGAUCAGGAGACACUUCUCCUGUUAGAAGCAUUGGAACUUUUCAAAGAAAACUGGAAUGAGAUAGCUGAGCAUGUUGCCACGAAAACUAAAGCUCAGUGCAUAUUGCAUUUUCUUCAAAUGCCUAUAGAGGAUACUUUUCUUGAUUGUGAUGAUACAAAAAUUCUUGCUCUGGAGAAUGGAGAACCAGCCUCAACCAGUAAUGAACUACCUGUCCCGAAGGAUAAUCCUGAACCCUUAGAAGGCGACACUGGUAAAGAUAAUGAUGGACCAGCAGAGAGUAUAAGUGGUAAAGAUAAAUCUGAACCAUCAUCAAGCAAACCUAUUGAAGAUAAUGCAGAGCCAUCAGGUACUAAAACUGAUAGUAUUGCUGCUCAAUCUGUGUCUACCCAAAAAGAAAUUUCGAAUUUAGAGGAUGGUCUCAGUGAAAAGGUAGUUCAGGGUAAAGGUGACGACUUAAUAAUCAAGGCAUUAAAGGAGGCAUUUCAUGUAGCUGGUUGCCCACUUACUCCAGAUGAUGAGCUUUCUUUUGCUGAAGCGGGUAAUUCUGUGAUGGCAUUGGCUGCGUUCCUAUCUCAAUUAGUGGAACCUGAUCUUGCUGCUGCAUCCUCCUGUAUCUCACUAAAGACACUCUCUCAAAGUUCUCCAGGGUCGCAACUGGCUGCAAGGCACUGCUUUAUUCUGGAAGAUCCACCAGAUGAUAAAAAAAAACAUAUUGUUUCUGAGAGCACAGCUACAGAAAAAGUUGAUCAGAAUGCUUCAGAUAUGGUUGAAGUGGAGUCCAAAAAUGACAAAGCUAUCCAUACCAAGGAGAAGUCCACUCCAUUAUUGGAUGAAAGUCAUUCUGAAGAUGGUCAAAAUCACAAGAAGGAUGCUAAUACAAGUGAUGACCCUCAAUUGCCUCCUGGAGAGCAAGAUACAUGUGCAGGAAGCUCCCAAUCCACGGAGAAGCCUGAUGAAGGGACGCCCCAAGCCACUGAAAAGCCUGACGAAGAGAUGCCUCAAGCAGCUGAGAAGGCUGGCGAAGAGAUGCCCCAAGUCGCUGGAAAGUCUGAUGAAGAGAUGCCUCAAGUAGCUGAAAAGUCCGAUGAAAAGUCCAAAUCAGUGGAAAAGCCUGAGGAAAAGUCCCAACUCGUGGAAAAACCUGAUGAAGAGAAGUCCCUAAUCAGUGAAAAGUCUGCUGAAAAACCCCAAGUCAUGGAAAAGCCUGAUGAAGAGAAGUCCCAAGUCAUGGAAAUAUCUGAUGAAAAGAAGUCCCAAAACAUGGAAAAAUCUGUUGAAGAGAAAUCCCAAGUCACCGAAAAACCUGAUGAAGAGAAGUCCCAAGUCACGGAAAAAUCUGAUGAAGAGAAGUCUCGAGUCACGGAAAAACCUGAUGAAGAGAAGCCCCAAGUAAUUGAGAAGUCUGUUGAAGAGAAGUCCCAAAUCACUGAGAAGCCUGAUGAAGAGAAGGGGAUAGUAGAAGAAAAGCAUGAUGAAGUUACUAACGUUGAGCAGGGUGGAACAAAGUCUGUGAACGAGCCACAAAAUCGCAGCCUGCAGAAUGAGCACUCUCUCAUGGCUCCAAUAGACCAAGUUACUUCUGCAUCUGAAGUUAUGCCUCCGCCUGGAUCAAAAUGUGAAUCAGAGAUCUCGAAGACUACUGAAGAAAAUGUUCAAUGCACGGAUGUCCCGAAGGAUUCAGAUAUGGAGCCCAAUUCUGUUGUUUCUGAUAAGGCAGAGCAACAGGAGGUAGCAGGUGCAGUUCCAAUGGUAGAAAUUGCGUCAGAGGCAGGAGAGGAUAAAAUGGAAGUUGAUAAAACCAGGGAUCCUAUAUCUAUAAAAACAACACGGAAAAAGGAUGAUGACAAUAUAGCUAAGCUGAAGCGUGCUGCCCUGGCCACACUCUCUGCUGCUGCUGUGAAGGCUAAACUUCUUGCCAAACAGGAAGAAGAUGAAAUCAGGCAGCUAUCAACUAUACUGAUUGAGAAGCAGCUGCGGAAGUUGGAGAUUAAGUUGAGUUACUUCACUGAAAUGGAGCAUGCUAUUAUGAGAGUUAGGGAGCAACUGGAGCGAUCAAGACAGAAACUUUUUAAUGAACGAGCUCAAAUCAUUGCAAGUCGACUUGGAAUACAAUCUUCUUCAUCUAGGAUGUUGCCAUCAUCAUACCCAAUGAAUCGGAUGCCUCCAGGCUUUAUAAAUUCAAUGUUGAGGCCAUCGAUGGGCUUGGGUGCUCAAAGGCCUCCCAUGUCCAGGCCUGUUGUGACGUCAGCGCCUCCAACUACAAACAUGCCUGCCCCAGCCGAGGUGGUAGGAGGAAGUUCAACGCAGCCUUCUGCCAUGGAAAAUCCUUCUGCAGUUGAGACAAGCUAAAUCAUGAAUUUUCCUAGGACGAUGUUCUCAUGCAUGUGGUGAACAGUGUAAUGUACCUUAGACCCCCCCCCCCCUUUCCAACCUCUCGUAACAGCCUAGAAUUUCUUAGUUUGUAUAAUAUGAAGCCCACAUUUACGUCUUCAUGGGUCAACCUCCUGACCGUGUUGUAAUUGUCAUGGAAUGGAGGAUUCUUUCCGCAUCACAAGAAUUGCCUCUAGAUGUGGAGAUGACAUGGAAUACCAUCAAGAUUUUCCUUUCGACUAGAGUUGAAGGUAAUGUUUUGCAAGGGAAAAUAUUGGAUAAUUAGGUUUCAUUACCGAGUAGUUAAGUUUAAGCAUAAUCGGUUCAAUUUUUUUUGGAAGAUCCUUGAGUUGUACCCUCUGAAUUGGAGGUCAUAAUGUAACCAUAUAAGUAUAUUACAACUUCAAGCGACAUGAAUCAAAGCUUACUAGCUAAUAACUUGUGUAGUUUAUAAUUCAAUUACUACAUGAAAA
Molecule: messenger RNA, 4256 nt
Organism: Chenopodium quinoa (quinoa)
Lineage: Eukaryota; Viridiplantae; Streptophyta; Magnoliopsida; Caryophyllales; Amaranthaceae
Product: SWI/SNF complex subunit SWI3D-like
Exons: 7
Coding region: 265-3762 (1165 amino acids)
Molecular function (GO): protein binding; zinc ion binding
Source: RefSeq, a predicted model, not a curated record